Molecule: messenger RNA, 2587 nt
Organism: Siniperca chuatsi (mandarin fish)
Lineage: Eukaryota; Metazoa; Chordata; Actinopteri; Centrarchiformes; Sinipercidae
Exons: 4
Coding region: 87-851 (254 amino acids)
Source: RefSeq, a predicted model, not a curated record
ACAGCCGUAGCUGGAAACCCGGAGAUUCAAAGCCGGCUUCCCUGCUGCCGUCGUCCAAGGUGUAUGGAAUCCUUCCUGUGGAAAACAUGAUCUGCGUUCUUGUCCCCCUGCUGCUCCUCCUUCCUCCUGUGUGUGGGGCGGGCCUGAGAACUGACAACUUUAAACAUUACAGUGACACUAAGUCCUGGCGCGAUGCACAGGCCUACUGCAGGGAGAAACACACUGACCUUAUUACCAUCAGAGACGCAAACGAGAAUCAGGCCCUUUUCAGUGGCCAGGGCUGGAUCGGUUUGUACCGAGAGGAUUCAGCCGAGUGGAAAUGGUCCAGAAGAGACGAGAUAGCCAACUUCACCAGCUGGGACAUCGGUGAGCCAGACGAUGGUCAGAACUGUGCUUUCAAGUACACCAAAAAAGACAAAUGGGACAGCGAUCCCUGUGAUGUCAAACAUAGUUUCAUGUGUUACAACGAGACGCUGGUUCUGGUGAAGGAGAAGAAGACUUGGGAGGAGGCAUUAAUGCACUGCAGGGCUCUGGAGGCGGUGGACCCAAAUAAGCCUGCCACUGCCUACCAGAACCACCGCUAUGACCUGGCCACUCUGCUCACUCCAGAUGACCACGACUUUGCACGAGAGAAAGCACAAGGGGCUACCACUGAUGAGGUGUGGACGGGCCUGCGUCACCUGGCUGGUCACUGGGUGUGGGUUGGUGGAGGAGGAAGAGUGCAGUACGACAAUAUUAAAGGUUGCCCAACUCAGAGGUUCUGUGGCGUCCUGCUGAUGACCCCCGCCACACUCUUCGAUAUAAGGGACUGCAGUCAGAGAAAGAACUUCCUCUGUUACAAGAAGCCUUAAACACAUCGUUUCCAAUAGAGUCUCAUGCUUCCUCCACGUUCAUGUUUCCGUUGCUGUAAGCUUUCUGAGCAAUGUCAGUGGAAUGUCCUUUCUAUUGUUUAAUGUCCUGUUAAGCCCUGAAAACAUUUUUGUGAAUAGUGGAAGGAAAGGUUUUAUGUCAUUCAUGUCUUUCAAUACUUAAAAAAAAAGUCAUGUAUACAAACGUAUUUUAUUCCAUUUUUCAAUGAAUUAUUGGCAGAAUAAAAUAUAAUGUACAAAUAUACCAAUCUGUCCUUAAAUACUGAGAAAGUGGUUCUUAGUUAAUCCUUAAUAUAUUCAACAAUGUGCUUUUGCAGAGUAUUUGAAGGUGGAAAAUAUAUUAUCACAGAAUAUCAAGUUACCUUUUUAACUUUUCCAUAACAUGUUUACUUUCCUGCAUAACAACUUUAAAGCUGCACUAUCACAUCAAUACUCUUUAUAUUAACAAUGGAUCAAAAAAAGGGGUCAUCGACGAGCCCACAGAGAAUUAUCACCCAACUCUACACUUCCCCUCAGCUCUACAGAGCUUUUUAGCGUCUUUUAGCUAGCUACAGGUAGUGAGCGACCUGGGUGCGUCCCAAACCAUCAACAGGCAGCAUGGCCAUUAAAAGCACAGAAGUCUCCUUCUUAGCAUUUUUUUUUCAAAAGUAAUAUUAUCAUGGAAUCCAAAGCCAAUAUUUUGCACAGCUGAGUUGCACACUGAAACUCUGAGCGCACGUCAAACUGAUCGCCAAAGCAUUGCUCAUACAGCAACAAUUCACAAUUCAUUAAACAGCCAUAAACACACAGCAACAGCGUGAGCUGUCUUUCUUCCCCGCCAGGUUCCUUGCAGAACUAUCCACCACCUCCCAGUUCUUUGCACCAUAUAAAAUCCAGGGCCUUCUUGAGAUAAUGAUCGUUUCCCACCCAUUGCGAUUUGUGCAGUUUAAGGCGCAAAAACGUCUCCUUGUGUUGACCUCCUCAUAACCUGUCAGCCAUUCUGGCUUGGUUUUUUGCCCACGUGUGCGCACGCAUCUCUCUGUUAACCUCCUUUCCAGCACACAGCUGUUUUUAACGCGAGACCUCUGAUAAACCCACUGUACACUGCCUGCCCAGCACCAAACAGCAGACAGACAAAGUUAGCAACAAGCUAGUGAACAUAGUGGAGCAUUUAGCAGCUAAAGAGAAGUCAGAAGUCAAUAAAGAGCAAAAACAGAGCUAAAUGAGUGUUAAUAUUGGACUGGCAUUCAGGUGGCCAGAUAUACGACUCCAAAUGAAUGCUAAUGUUGCUCUGUGUCUGCUGGAUGUGUAAAAUAGGCUAGUAAAUAGUCUUUGCUAACAUGUUAGCCAUAACAACUUCACAGGGUAAUAUUUUCUGCUUGUUCCACGGCCCCCAAAGUGAAAAGAAAAAUGAAUGCAGCUUUAGUAGGCCUAUACAAUAUAACACAAUCUGUAAUAAGUUCUCCUCAGUUCUGGAGCUUCACAGUGGUACACUGUAUUCAGGUUUUUAUUGCAAAACACAAGUCUGUUUCCUAAAAUUACAGGAGCCUUGUUUGCUGCGAUGAGUUCUCAGCCUAUCCAUCAUGAUUAAGGUGAUGAAAUUGUGUGAACCAUCAGUCGCACAUAAGCAGCGGUGACGAUGAGCGGCCAUUUUGCCAAACUAUAUCCAUUUUCUUUAACCCAGCCAUGGUUCCCUGCUCCUGUCUGGAAGCAUUGAGUUGUUGACUCUCUGUGUGUGA